Acytostelium subglobosum LB1 is the source of this 909-nucleotide messenger RNA. RefSeq lists its product as hypothetical. Lineage: Eukaryota; Evosea; Eumycetozoa; Acytosteliales; Acytosteliaceae. Gene Ontology annotation, biological process: transmembrane transport. The coding region runs from base 1 to 909 and encodes 302 amino acids. The record is from RefSeq and is a predicted model, not a curated record. The transcript has 2 exons.
AUGGGAAAGGAAGGUACAUUGGACUCACCAUAUCUACAACUGUUGACAGGUGCAACAUCGGGUGUGCUGGCUGAUGGUAUUAUGCACCCGAUCGAUACAAUCAGAGCUAGGAUGCAGGUUGAGAAGGUUGGCCAACAAAAGUAUACGGGUACAUUCAAUGCCUUUCAAUCGAUCUUGAAUCGCGAGGGCUUCAAGUACCUGUACAAGGGCUUCCCCAUCGUGCUCACAGCCACCAUCCCAGCACACGCACUCUACUUCUACGGAUACGAGUACUCCAAGUCCUAUCUGAAACAGACGUCGUUGGGCGACGGCCCCGCCAACCACUUCCUCAGUGGGCUGGUGGCCGAUGUCGCGGGCGCCAUGAUCUGGACCCCGAUGGACAUCAUCAAGCAGCGUCUUCAGGUGCAGAACUCAACAUACAGCCUCAACCCAACACAGACAUUCUACCGCGGUUCAUUCCACGCCUGCUCCGUGAUCUACCACGAGGAGGGCAUUCGUGGUUUCUACAAGGGCUUCUUGCCUUCGCUCAUGACCUUUGGUCCUCUGGUCGGCAUCUACUUUGCCACGUACGAGCAGACCAAGCGUGCGGCCAAGAGGUCGCUGUCAUUGGAGGCCGACGACCAGCUUCCCCUGCCAUUCCAACUGGCCAGCGGUUUCUUUGCCGGCUCAGUGGCGGCCGCCGUUACAUGUCCACUCGAUGUGAUCAGAACUAGAAUACAGGUGUCAAGAGCAGGCGAGCAAACAUACAAGGGAAUCAUCGAUGGAUUCCAACGCAUCAUGAAGGAAGAGGGUCCAAGAGCAUUUGUCAAGGGAAUGGGUGCCAGAGUACUCUGGAUCGCUCCUGGUAAUGCUAUUACUAUCGCUGCAUACGAACAACUCAAGCACUUCUUCUCCAACUACUUGAAGUAA